AUGUCUGGCAUGGGCCACAUGUCCAUGGGAGAUGGCGUGCCUGGUCUGUUCUAUCUGCAGAAGAUGUACUGGGCUGUUGUAGGUAGUGCCAUCGCUGCUGGAACAGUCAUUAAUAUUCUGAAUCGUUUCCUCGCCUACCAAAGGUUAAAGGACUCGUCCUUGACCCCCUCCAAGCCCAAGACUAUCUUCUUCAGCACAUAUGCCACCUUAACGGCCAUCGUGCGUGAAGCUAGCUAUGCGACCUUACCCCAAUUGUCAUUCCGCGGCCACUCCUAUCACUUUGCGCCGCUGGGCCCGGUGUCUAUCAUCCUGGCCAACCUCAUCGUCGUGCUCGUCUUUUGUUUCUACAAGCUGGACACGGCCGACCAGUGGAAAUGGGAAGAUGUGGGCUACCGCACUGGGUUCAUUGCCAUUUGCCAGCUGCCGUUGAUCUUCUUGUUGGCGGGCAGGCAAAACCUCAUUGGCAUGCUCGUAGGUAUGAGCUACGAGCGUCUUAAUUGGUUCCAUAGGUGGAUCGCGCGCACGCUGUGGCUGACCGCUACAAUUCACAUGUGCUUUUGGUUUCGUGAUUGGGGCCGUUAUAACUACAUCGUCUACGAGCUGAAGAACUACACCCUGGCAACGAGAGGUUUCGCCGCAUGGAUUAUUUUGACCUUCAUCCUGAUUACGUCCGCCGCACCCAUUCGACGGCUUGGGUACGAGUUCUUUGUUUUACAGCAUCUGGUGACCUUUGUUGGUUUCAUCGUUGCCGUGUGGCUUCAUGCACCGGCAGAAGUCAAAGUGUGGGUGUGGAUUCCCAUCGGUUUUCUUGUCUUUGAUCGGGUGGCGCGCUACUUGUGGGCGACCUAUGCGAACUUGUCGAUUUUCCAUCGUUCCAAGAGCCCGGCUCAUGCUCUCUGGGCGAAUCGGGCGACUUUCACCCCGUUGCCAGGCAAUGUAACUCGUAUAGCGAUUGAGAAUCCUGGAGUCGGGUGGAAACCGGGUCAACAUGUGUUUCUCACAUGCCACUCCAUUGUGCCUCUGCAGAGCCAUCCCUUCACCAUUGCGUCCAUACCAGAAGACAACAAGAUGGUGAUGUACGUGCGCGCAGAAAAGGGCGGCACUCGACGCUUUUUCCGAUAUGCAUCGAAGAACCACCAGGUGCUUGGGGCUAGUGACCAGGUGGCUGUGAAGCAGGCACGUACAGUCUUCAUCGAGGGACCGUAUGGACAAAUGCGGCCUCUGAAGCAAUUUGACAGCGUGAUCCUACUCGCCGGCGGCAUGGGGGCGACAUUCACCGUGCCGUGCCUGCGGGAUAUAGUCGCCAAGUGGAAGGCUGAAAGCACAGCGCGGCUUGCAGCAACCAAGCGGAUCCGAUUCGUCUGGGUGAUCAAAUCGCGCACGCAGCUGAGCUGGUUCGACCGCCAGUUGCAAGAGGUGCUUAGGGAUGUUGAGGACGUUCGGCUCGCCAAUCCGGACGUCAUUCGGGAAAUCGAGAUGAGCAUCUACAUUACUUGUGACGAGAAGCUAGAGCAGGCGCAGAACACGCUUUGCGCCCAGGAACAGUCGCUGUUCCAGCUGCAGUCAAGCUUACCUGCGAACGAGAAAUCCCUCGAAGCGGAGAAAGCAGCGACCGACGCUGUAGCCAUCGAAUCUGUGGAGCAGUCUGGCUGUCAACCAGACGGAACAUGCUGCUGCACAGCACCCAUCAAAGAUGAAGAUGCCAUCGACGCUACAACCUGUACAUGCUCCGGGCAUGCCGCACCGCAGUCUACCAGCGAGCUCGCAACAGGAUCAGACUCGAAGGCCAUGCAGAACCCGCUGCCCAAUCUUACAGUCCUGUCUGGUCGACCACACGCGCGCACGAUCAUCCGCAAGGUCCUCGAGAAAGCAGAGGGCGAGAGCGCGGUAGUGGUGUGUGGACCGAGGGGCUUAUCCGACGACGUGCGACGCAGUGUGGUGUGUCUGAGCGAUGAGCGAGCAGUACAUAAGGGGACGGGGGCGCAGGGAAUAUACCUGCAUGUUGAGCAGUUUGGGUGGUAG
This is a messenger RNA of Aspergillus piperis CBS 112811, 2022 nucleotides long. Its product is annotated as ferric reductase family protein. The coding region runs from base 1 to 2022 and encodes 673 amino acids. Gene Ontology annotation, biological process: intracellular iron ion homeostasis; iron ion transport; copper ion import. Gene Ontology annotation, molecular function: ferric-chelate reductase activity. The transcript is spliced from 2 exons. The record is from RefSeq and is a predicted model, not a curated record. Gene Ontology annotation, cellular component: plasma membrane. Lineage: Eukaryota; Fungi; Ascomycota; Eurotiomycetes; Eurotiales; Aspergillaceae.